CUAUCCAAAGCUACCUUACUUACAUUCUUUCAAUCUUCCAUGGAUAUUAUUAUCAAAGAUUGUUUCGUUUCUUCAUAAAAGAUUAAAGUUUGGAGAUUAUCAGAAAGUUCAUCUUCCUCGCAAUUUCUAAAUUAUAAUAUGAUGAUGAUUGGUGUUUACUCUAUUACUGAAUGAUUAAUUUUGAAAAAAGAAAACGAAAAAGUAGAGUGUGAGUGCCACAGCAAUAUGGAGAACGGAGGUACCGCCGCUGUUGCUGCUGAAUCUCAGAGCCCCAUUAAGAAGAUUAUCACUGUUGCCGCCAUAGCCUCCGGUGUUGAGUUUGGAUGGGCUCUGCAACUUUCUCUUUUGACCCCUUACGUACAGACCCUUGGGGUUCCCUACGCAUGGGCUUUUUUCAUCUGGCUCUGUGGGCCCUUCUCCGGCCUCGUCGUGCAACCCAUUGUAGGCUACUACAGUGACCGCUGCACCUCACGCUUCGGCCGCCGCCGUCCUUUCAUCAUUAUCGGCGCCGUGUCUUUCAUUUCCGCGGUGUUCCUCAUCGGCUUUGCCAUAGACAUUGGCCAUCUCGCGGGUGACUCGUUGGAAAAGUCCUUAAAGCCCAGAGCAGUGGCCAUUUUCGUGGUGGGCUUUUGGGUUCUAGAUGUCGCCAACAACAUGCUCCAAGGUCCAUGUCGGGCCCUCCUCGCUGACCUCUCCGCAAAUAACCACAAAAUGAUGCGGACGGCCAACGGGUGGUUCUCUUUCUUCAUGGCCGUCGGAAACGUUCGCGGCUACCUCGCCGGUUUCUACCCAAAAUUCUACAAAAUCUUCCCCUUCACCAAAACAAAAGCCUGCGACAUCAACUGCGCGAAUCUCAAAUCCUGCUUCCUAAUCAGCAUUAUCCUCAUGUUCAUCGUCACCGUAACCGCCGUCACCACCGUGAAGGAGAAGCCGUUAACGAAGGAAGCUCAAGACGAAGACUCCGAGAUGGCCUCGACUUCCUUCGUGACAUAUAGUAUCCCUUUUGCUUUGGCAUCAAUCUAUUGCUCGACAACUGGUGGAGGUCAAGGGCUCUCCCUGGGAGUGCUAAACUUGUCCAUUGUUAUUCCACAGAUGUUUGUUUCGGUAAUCGGUGGGCCGCUGGAUGACGCAUUUGGUGGUAGUAACUUGCCAGCCUUCGUGUUAGGUUCGAUUGCAGCUGCGUUGAGUGCAUUGAUGGCGAUUUUUUUGCUUCCAAAGCCUCCCAACCAAGCUUCUCUUGCUCCUGGAAUGGGUGGUGGGCACUGAGCCAAAGGCUUUCUUCUACUUUGCUUAACUACCUUGCUUUUGCCUUUUGUCUUUAACCAUCAUGGUCUUUAAUCUUCUUUUCCUCUUCUCUUUUACUUUGGCCUUCAUAAGGGUUGAAUACACUUCUAUGAAUUCU
This is a messenger RNA of Rubroshorea leprosula, 1402 nucleotides long. Lineage: Eukaryota; Viridiplantae; Streptophyta; Magnoliopsida; Malvales; Dipterocarpaceae. The record is from the annotation of a GenBank genome assembly.